This is a messenger RNA of Aureobasidium uvarum, 777 nucleotides long. The record is from the annotation of a GenBank genome assembly. Lineage: Eukaryota; Fungi; Ascomycota; Dothideomycetes; Dothideales; Saccotheciaceae.
AUGCCUCCAUCAGUCCCUGUCCACGUUUUUAACGCCCUCAAACGCUUCACCUCCUGUGAUGUCGGCGACGCCCUCGUUAAACUAAACGUCAGAUACGGCGGCUACCUCCACAGUCUCAAGAUGUUUUCCNCCCACCAACAAGCCGGCACCACAAAACUCUUUGGCCCAGCCUAUACCGUGCAAAUGGUUGAUGCCGCCGACACUUCCUCUCCCAAACCUUCUGGCCAUUUCGUCGAUGGAGUGACAGAAGGAAGUGUGGUGUUUAUCUCUCAGCCAAAGGGGUUUUACUCUGCUUGUUGGGGUGGCUUGAUGUCCACGCGAGCAAAGUAUCUAGGUGCCCAGGGUGUGGUUGUGGAUGGCAAUUUUAGGGAUUUGAAUGAGCAUAGAGAGAUGCAAUUUCCUGUUCGUGUGCCUUCUUCUUCCUUUCUAGUCACCAAUGCAUUGCGUGAAAACAAUCUUUACACUGCUGACUCUUCUGGGUGGGAAACAGNNGUAUUCGCAAAGGCCACUUCGGCUUUGGGUUCCAAUACUUUUACUAGAGCGAGCGGGCUCAAUGUACCCGUGCAGUUUACAAGUGACGAGCAACAAAGGCCACUAACCAUCAAUCCUGGGGACUUGAUCAUGGCUGAUCUGGACGGCGUGGUUGUUGUUCCGGUCGAGCAUGCCGAGCAGUGUUUGCAGAUCUGCGAAGAACGAUUUGAAAUUGAUGAGAAAACGAUGGCCGCACUGCAAGCUGGAGAGCCAAUGGGUGCGACUCUUGCUCGUCUGAGAAAAUAG